AUGAACGGUGGAGGCAACCAUUGCCGGAUGUCCGCUGAGCUGUUCGCGUCCCGACCGCCGUGCGUGCAGAGUUCUCCAUUGAAACGAGGCAGCCCGGCUCCUCGUUGGCGAUGGGGCGGGCUUUGCUGCAGGUUUGACGACUCCAUGAGCAUGGGCUCUCCAGUCUCCACUGGCCAUCGCAAGCAACAGCAAACAUCUGUUUCUAGAUUGGUGCGGCAGGUGGAGGAAUUAGAGAAGGAAGUGCAGAAGGAGAGGGAGCUUCGGACAGUGUACAAGAAGAGAAUGGAGAGAACCCAGGAUUACCUCCGGUACUGCCUUCAGACAGCCAAAGACAACGGCUUUCUUCAGCUAAUUGUCCGCCAAAAGCGCCACGACGACGACAAACAAAGCAGCACGAACAACAACAACAAUUCCAGCGAUGACAGUAACAUUAGCAAUAACAAUUCUAACCAAGGAGAAGAGGUCCUUCUGUCUCCUCAACUCUACAAUGGCACUGGCAGUCCUCAGUUUCUCACUACAACUUUGGUGGAAACUCGCUCUGAUGUUUCGAUCGUGGCUGAUCAGGCCAGGAUCAAUGGUUGGCUCAUUGAGCCACAUGAGCAGAAUUCGGAUUUUAUAUUGACCCGCCAUUUUAUAACCUCGUCACAGAUCGAGCUGCGAGAGAAGAUAGGCCGGGGGACCACCGCGGAGAUAUACAGGGCCACAUGGCGGGGCGUCGACGUGGCGGUCAAGUGCAUCUUCCCCGACUUCUUCCACGCCAACCCGAGCGGCACCGCAUUCUUCGCACAGGAGCUCGAGACCCUGUCGCGGCAGCGGCACCGGUUCGUGCUGCAGCUGAUGGGCGCGUGCAUCGACCCGCCUGAGCGCGCGUGGAUAGUGACCGAGUUCCUGGGCUCAACGCUCAAGGAGUGGCUCCACGGGCCCGGGAGCCGGAGGGCGGGGGAGAGGGCGAGGCCAUUGCCUCCGCUCGCCGAGCGGUUGAGCCUGGCCUUGGAGAUAGCCCAGGCGAUGCAGUAUCUGCACGAGCAGAAGCCCAGGGUGAUCCACAGAGACUUGAAGCCCAGCAACAUCUUCCUGGACGACGCGAUGCAUGUGAGGGUCGCUGACUUUGGGCACGCCCGGUUCCUGGGAGAUGAGGAGCUGGCGUUAACCGGCGAAACAGGGACUUAUGUGUACAUGGCGCCGGAAGUGAUACUGUGCGAGCCUUACGACGAGAAAUGUGACGUGUACAGCUUCGGGGUCGUGCUCAACGAGCUCGUCACCGGCGAACACCCUUUCAUCGAGACCGAUUUCGGGCCUGCCCAGGUACUACGUUUCAUGGUUCAAUGUAGUAAAAAAUCUUCCCCAGUUUCGAACCGCAGCAGCUAUUGUCUAUUGUGGACUUUUUGACAUUGUCUCAUGCAAGACAGAUUGCGGUGGGAGUAGCAGAAGGCAGGCUCAGGCCUGCGCUUCCGGAGGACGAAAAUGGCCAACUUGAAGACCUCGUCCAGCUCGUUUGCCUCUCUUGGGACCAAGACCCUUCAAUUAGACCGCCCUUUUCCGCAAUUACUCGCAAUUUGAGAGUAAUUAAGCAGACGCUCAAUGAAGGUGUUGCGAUUUAGAGAGUGAUUAA
This is a messenger RNA of Rhodamnia argentea, 1612 nucleotides long. RefSeq names its product probable serine/threonine-protein kinase DDB_G0267514. Bases 1 to 1389 code for a protein of 462 amino acids. Lineage: Eukaryota; Viridiplantae; Streptophyta; Magnoliopsida; Myrtales; Myrtaceae. The record is from RefSeq and is a predicted model, not a curated record. Gene Ontology annotation, biological process: protein phosphorylation. Gene Ontology annotation, molecular function: protein kinase activity; ATP binding. The transcript has 4 exons.